Molecule: messenger RNA, 465 nt
Organism: Abrus precatorius (Indian licorice)
Lineage: Eukaryota; Viridiplantae; Streptophyta; Magnoliopsida; Fabales; Fabaceae
Product: precursor of CEP9-like
Exons: 1
Coding region: 1-465 (154 amino acids)
Biological process (GO): regulation of leaf morphogenesis; nitrate import; regulation of root development
Cellular component (GO): extracellular region
Molecular function (GO): hormone activity
Source: RefSeq, a predicted model, not a curated record
AUGGGUGCAUUUCAGGCCACACGAAAACAUUUAGCAGUUUUUCUAUUACUAGUUGCCUGCAAUGAUUCGCUUCUAACUCAUGGCAGGCAAAUAAAGCCAUUAAACCAGCAUUCCUCGCUAAACAAAGGCACUUUAAAACCUCUUAAAGCCAGAGUUAGCAAUGUUCCUACACCAUCAUCAGAGAACAAGAAAGUAGAUUCAUCUGCGAUACCAAAACAUGGUGUUGCAAGUUUUGAUGAUUCGGCUGACACAAAUGCUUUCCGACCAACAACACCUGGAAGCAGCCCUGGCGUUGGUCACCGAAAAUUUGAAGAUAAAGAUGUGAAAGCAAUGGUGGCAGUUCAGAGUCCUGAUGUUAAAGUUUAUGCAGCUGGUGCCACAACAAAUGGUUUCAAACCUACAGAUCCAGGUCACAGCCCUGGAGUGGGCCAUUCUCAGCAAAACAAAAUUGGACAGCUAAAUUAG